Callorhinchus milii (elephant shark) is the source of this 2911-nucleotide messenger RNA. RefSeq lists its product as uncharacterized. The coding region runs from base 1 to 1371 and encodes 456 amino acids. NCBI's taxonomy places the organism in Eukaryota, Metazoa, Chordata, Chondrichthyes, Chimaeriformes, Callorhinchidae. The record is from RefSeq and is a predicted model, not a curated record. The transcript is spliced from 10 exons.
AUGCAGCACAAACGACCGGACUGGAACCUAGGACCAAAGUGCACGCCAGGAACUUACCUGGGAAUGAAAGGUUUUCGUGCCAGAUUUUCCCAUCAACCUGCCAUGAUGUCUCAUAAAAGAGCAGUGGAAUGUGAGCCUCACGAAAAAAUUGAAACACUUCAAGUAAUUGAACCCAGGAGAGGUUUCAAAGGCACUGUUGUCAAGCCUAAGGUGAAGUCUGUCAACGUAGAGGUGGAAUCUUGCCCUUGUAGUUGCAAUAAAUCUGCUCUGCCAACCGCAGAGGAGCUGAGAAAAUUGACAAGAAAACUUCUGAAGGACUUUGGACUUCCAAGACAAAGCAAGAGCAGUCACCAGGCCAGAACAAGCAAACCCAUCACAAGAAAGCCAUGGAACAGCACACACCAGACAAAGGUUAAGGAAUCGUCUGCUGUCACGAUCAAUGGCAGAAUAGAAUUAUACAAUGAACUCUGCAGAGUCGAGUUAGUGAAUCAGGAUGUGACCACUCUGAAACCCCGUCGCCAAGAGUUGAGUGAGGGAAGCCUGUGCAUGUUACAGAGAGUGCUGCCUUUCCGGUGUGACCAAAAUAAUCCUAGCAGAGAGCCAAGAAGCAGCAAGCCCUGGCGUCCCGCAAGGAACAGGGGCCGACAGGAUUCUCAGGCGGUGAAAACGACAGUGGAGGCCAUCAGAGCAGUGAAGCCCUACUUGUGGAGUGUCGCGGAGGGCAGUGUUUUCCUGCCGUCAACGUGUGUCAGUGAGAUUCCGCUUCUGCUUCCUCGGAUCUCUGUACCUAUGGGAAGAGCUGCGCUGGCCGGGAGAUGGGGGAACAUUGAAACUAAUUCACCAGGUUACAAGACGCCCAGGUUCAUCUCAGCUUUGGGAGACAAUCUUAUCUCCAAGUCCGUGCAGCUGAAACACAGGGCGGCUGCCAACGACCACAGGAAGCAGGUGUCUAUAGCGACUCCAUGGAAUGACACUGGAUCAGGAAGAACGGCCAAAUCCAGAAGCAAAGCUUCAACAUCAACUAAAGCUCUUGGCUGCUCCACCUCGGAUGCAGACAGUUCACUCCCUAGUGAAGGAGCUGAUAGCCAGAGAGGCAGACAGACCGCUCCGUCUGAACAGAAUGCUCCAGGAGAAUGUUUUGCUGACGUGCCUGUGGCAGUAAGUGAAGAUAUCAAAGGUUCCUUGAUGCCUGAUUUCAACAGUAAAGGAGAGACUGAAGGAGGAAAUGAAGAGGAGGAUGGGAAAACGCAGGUGACGGACAGCACUGUGAGACUCGCCAAACAGAUUGAGGUUAUUAUUAACCUGAAGGACACGAGCGAGAGCGCUGACUGCAUUGAUGGGUCAGAUCGUCAGCAGAUAAACUCAGACUGAGCUGCAGUGAACAGCGGAAAUUGAAUUCCACAAUAAUAAUAAUAAUCUUUGCAUUUGACAUAACGCCCUUUCGCACUGUCAAGACAUCUCAAAGUGAUUCACAAGGUAUACUGUGAAGGGUUGUAACUGGCUGUUUUGUAGGUGAACUAUACCCACCCAGAGAAAACUAUCUUACUGUCCUCCCAAAAUUGUGUCCUAAAUGAGUCCAGUAUCAUGUCCUCAACCCAGUGGUAGAGCCAGGUUUUUGCAACAGGUGGGGGAGUGGGGAGGUGAUGGGUUAUUAGUGGCUCCACAGUGCAGGCUGGCUUCUCUGCGUCAGCUGCUGGCUCCUCAUAGCACCCACCCCACGCCCCCACGGCGAACCAUGUACAUUCCCCUCCCACCCCCAAACCCCCCUGUGGCUAGCUGCUUCUCUCACAAGCUCACAAUUGCAGCUGGAAAUAAUCCAGCUAUUUUUUAAACCUUUUAAUCCAAGCAAUCAUGAGCGCACAUGCAAUUGACAAUUACAUACUUGAAAAGGUGCCACCAAGAGAGGGUGGAUGGGUGGGGGUGCAAUCACCUCCCUAUUAUCUCCGCCUCAGCCACCUUUCCUGCCAAACGAGUCCAGUCCAGGAAAAUAGACAUUUCCUGGUGUCUGAGAUCCAAGGAACAGAGGAUAUUUCAGGAUCACGUGUUCUUUAGGUAUCAGCCUGGCUCAGUGAGUGUCAGCCUGGCUCAGUGAGUAGCACUCUUGGUUUUGGCUCAGAGGUUGGGUGUCCAAGCCCCACAUCGGAACUUUGAACUCAUACAGUUCAGGCUGACGCUCCAAGGCAGUGUUGAGGGGAUUGAGACGUCAAAAUCAAAGUCCGUUUGCCUGUUCUGGUGGAAGUCAAAAAUCUUUUAGCGCUAUUCAAAAAUAAAUAAAUUUCUUCCAGUGUUCUUGCCAAUAAGCUCCCCGGGCAAAUUUGGUCAUUCAUUUAAUGGGUGUUUGCGGGACAUUAAUGUGUGCAAACGGGCUGAACAAAUACACAACCAUGACACGUCACAGAAAAUCCUGUAAAGCGUCUUGAGCCGUCUUCCCAAAUUUGGGAAGUAGGAUGUAUCCCUCCAGAGCGAGACUACACAUUCCACCCCAGACAUAUGAAAAUGUCCAUGUGUAGGUGGCAUAUACAUGUGGCAUAUACAUAUUCAUGAUAGGAUACAUGUGGAGCUCAAUGUAUGGCUCAGAGACUCUUCAGCUUGGUGAUGGGUUUCUGUGUGUGCCAAACACCCAACUGACCAAAAAAAAAGACUAAUUCCAAGCACAUAUUUGCUAUUCUUUUCACAACGGAUUUGUUUUCUGGAGGCAGUUUCAACUUUCUACUCACAGUAAAAUAACACUCAGUAGGUCACAGUAAUUCUUGGACUAUAAUGUAAUUUAAUGUCAUUUGCUCUGCUCCAAAUUAACCGUUCGGGCUUCCGUUAGCAUUUGCGACACAGGCUUGCUCCGAUGUUACACUUUGUACCUUGAUUUUGCAUGCUCCCAUGUCUUAUCCAGUUUAUUAAAAGAAUGACUCAUUGC